AAAACAAAGUAAUUCAACGCCGCCGCUUUAUUGAGAUUUCGAGUGAAACUUCUAGUAAAUAACAGUGUGCAUUUUUUGUGGAAUUGUGAAAUUGUUGGUGCGGCGACAUCAGGCAUUGAUCGGAAAGCAAAUAAGCACAAUGGGCCUAUUAAGCGAGGGCAAUCCACUGUCGUGGGAGGAGACCAAAAAGCUGGCGGAUCAUGUACGCGAGCAUGGCAUCAAUCAGUUCAUAAAUCUGUAUCACAGGCUCAAGGAUCGCCAGGGCGACAUACUCAAAUGGGGUGACGAGGUCGAGUACAUCAUAGUCAAGUUCGAUGAUGAGAAGCAGGUGGCGCGUGUUGCGCUCCGCGCCAAUGAUCUGCUGGCCAAGCUCAACGAGAAGGAGCUUGCCGAUCCCAAUGGCGUUAAAUCGCUGUGGCGUCCCGAAUAUGGCGCCUACAUGAUCGAGGGCACACCGGGCAAACCCUUUGGCGGCCUAAUGGCCCACUUCAAUUUGGUCGAGGCAAAUAUGCGCUAUCGACGCGAGGAGGUCACCGAGCUGCUGGCCAGCGAUGAGUGUGUGAUGUCGAUAACAAACUUUCCCCGUCUCGGUGCGCCCAAUUUUACGUAUCCGUUGCAUCAGCCACGUCCCGAUGAUCUGCUGAGUGCGGCCCGAUCCCUGUACUUCCCGGACGAGGCCAUCUUUCCGGGCCAUCCACGCUUCAAGACGCUCACGCGUAACAUUCGCAUGCGACGCGGCGAGAAGGUCUCCAUCAAACUUAAGGUAUUCAAAGAUGUGAACACAAAGCUGCCCGUUGAGGGUGCACCGCCUGGCGAACCGGAUGUGGUGCUGCUGGAUGCGAUGGGCUUUGGCAUGGGUUGCUGCUGCCUCCAGCUGACCUUUCAGGCAUGCAACAUUACGGAGGCACGUCGCCUCUACGAUCAACUGGCACCGCUCUGUCCAAUCAUGUUGGCACUGACCGCCGCCUCGCCGGUUUAUCGCGGCUAUCUAACCGAAUCGGAUUGCCGCUGGAAUGUGAUUAGCUCGUCGGUGGACUGUCGUACACCCGAGGAGCGCGGCCUGGAGCCGCUCAGUGAGAAUAAGUUUCGUAUUGCGAAAUCACGAUACGAUUCGAUCGAUUCGUAUCUGUCGCCCGAGGGCGCCAAAUAUAACGAUGUGAAACUGACGUACGAUGAACAUGUCUAUCAGCGUCUAAUCGAGGGAGGCAUCGAUCAUCUGCUUGCGCAGCAUGUGGCCCAUUUGUUUAUAAGGGACACGGUGUCGCUGUUUAGCGAGAAGGUGCAUCAGAAUGAUAACGAGGAUACCGAUCAUUUUGAGAACAUUCAGUCGACCAAUUGGCAAACGAUGCGCUUCAAGCCGCCGCCACCAAAUAGCUCAAUUGGCUGGCGUGUCGAGUUUCGUCCGUGCGAGGCGCAAAUUUCUGAUUUUGAGAAUGCGGCAAUUGUCUGUUUUGUGGUGCUGCUCACCCGUGUCAUUCUCUCGUAUCAACUCAAUUUCCUUACGCCCAUCAGCAAGGUGGAUGAAAAUAUGCAGACGGCCCAGAAGCGUGACGCGUGCCGCAAGGAGAAGUUCUGGUUCCGCAAAUCAUCCAAGUCGACGGAACAGCGUGCGGCUCGUGCCCAAAUGAAUGGCGGCUUGGCAGCCACAACAAAUUGCCAAAGCCAUGGAACCGAUGAGCAGCCACUCGCCAAUGGCACCGCCAAGCUAAAUGGUCAUGCCAAUGGACUCAAUUGCAAUGGUAACAAUGCCAACGGCAAUGGCAACGGCAAUGGCAAUGGCAGCGAUAUACACAAUGGCACCGAUAGCGAUCACACCGAUACGGAUGAUGAGGAGAACGAAAUGUUCCAGUUGCUCUCCAUCAAUGAGAUCUUCAAUGGCAAGCCUGGCGUAUUUCCUGGCCUGGUGCCACUAAUACGCAGUUAUCUGCAAUCCAUGGAGGUGGACACGGACACGCACUGCACGAUUGAACAGUAUCUGCGCUUCAUACAGAAGCGCGCUGCCGGUGAGCUAAUAACAACGGCCACCUGGAUACGCGAACAGGUGCUCAGCCAUCCGGAUUACAAAAAAGAUUCGGUGGUCAGUGAUCGCAUUAACUAUGAUCUGCUCAAGUGCAUCAAGGCCAUGCAGGAGGGCAAGCAUAUUGAGCCAGCGCUGCUUGGCCAGGGCAAUCAUUCCAAGACGAAAGAUUUCAUUCCGCCCGCCCUGCAGAAGCAGCUGGCCGAGAAUUGCUGCUGCGAGGACAAAUGAUCGCGCUGAAUCAAUCAAUCGCAACUCGCAACUGCAACUUCAACAAAACAACAACAUAACAUACAUACAACAU
Messenger RNA from Drosophila grimshawi, 2321 nucleotides. It is a transcript of the gene Gclc, whose product is annotated as glutamate--cysteine ligase. Gene Ontology annotation, biological process: glutathione biosynthetic process. The transcript is spliced from 5 exons. Bases 140 to 2248 code for a protein of 702 amino acids. Gene Ontology annotation, molecular function: glutamate-cysteine ligase activity. Gene Ontology annotation, cellular component: glutamate-cysteine ligase complex. Lineage: Eukaryota; Metazoa; Arthropoda; Insecta; Diptera; Drosophilidae. The record is from RefSeq and is a predicted model, not a curated record.